UUCGGCCGUCUGCGCAUGUGUUGUACUGUGCCUGUUAGAAAGUACUGAGAAGAAAGUCUACCGGAAGGGGAGGGCGUUUCAUUUCCGAUCGUGUUUUUUUUAUGCAGUUGUAACGUUAGCAGCAGGAAAAACGUGGAAUGGACUUUUCACACUCGCAGCAGAAUGAGUGUGCCAGGAGCUCUGUGGCGUGCAAGUGGAGCCUGGCAGAAGCGCAACAAAAACUUAACAGCUUGGCCCUUCACAACUCCGAGUCUAUGGAUCAAGAACAAGCAAUGGCCCAGGCUGAAUUGUCAGAACUACAGCGCAGUGAAGAAGAAUGGAGAAGGAAAGAAGCAGCGCUAUCCCAGGGUGAGAACUGGGGAUUGCCCACUACGGAUGGUCUUAAUCAAGAUGUAUUUAAUAAGAGUUUUAUUAAUCAGGUUAAGAAAAGCAUAGAUGGUGAAGAUCAGUCAAUAUCUUUUAUACAGAAGUAUGAGGCAAAAAUUAGACAUUUUGGUAUGCUUAGUAGAUGGAAUGAUAGCCAGCAUUUUCUUUCUGAAUAUCCAGAUCUUGUCAGUGAAGAAACUGCUAAGUAUCUCCUCUUGUGGUGUUCUCAUUUAGAAAGUGAACAGAAGACAGCACUUAUGGAACAAGUGGCACAUCAAGCUGUUGUAAUGCAGUUUAUUAUAGAAAUGGCAAAAAGCUGUAACGUGGAUCCCAGAGGUUGUUUCCGUUUGUUUUUUCAAAAAGCCAAAGAAGAGAAAGAAGGUUAUUUUGAAGCCUUUAAAAGUGAACUUGAAAUUUUGAAGUCAAAAGUCCGUCAGCAUGCUGAAUGCCAAAGAUAUGAAGCUGCUAUUCUCAGGAAACCAGCUUUUCCUCCUGACCUUGGACAUAUGGGUACACAGCAGUGCCAUCAAAAGGAUGUUCUGCAAAGUCACCCUAAUGCUGCCGUUUGCCAUUUGAACCCUAUGGAGCAUGCAGAAGAUGAAGAUUUGAAAAUGAUGGACACACUAUAACACAAAAAGCACUUAAGCUAAAAAUGCUACAUGAGCUUAUGUGGCUGUGUUCUUAUUUGUGACUUACUAACUGAUUUUGCACUUUACCUUUUUGCUGUUGGAGGGAAAAAAAUUCCCGAGAUAUGUUUGUGGUGUUUUACUGCGUGAAUAUUGCUGCUAUUUUUACAUGAAAUACAGGGAAUUGAAAUGGAUUGCUUCUAUUUGCAACAAUUUUUUUUCUUUCUUUUUUUGCAAAGCUUAUUAGUUGAAAUAAUAUCUGCCAAUAUCCCAAUGAAAACUAAAAUAUUACUUAAAGGGAUCGCUUCAGGUCCUGAGGUUUCAAGACUUGGCCUUACCAAGUGCUGGAAAAUGGACUGUGAGAAGGGAACAACAGCUGCUGAGCUCUCUUCUUAAGCCUCAUGUAGAUUUGGAGUAUACCAAAGUCCUGCCAACACAACUCAAGAUAACCUGCUGGCCAGUUUAGUUUUUAAAAUGACCAGUGGCUUUUUAACCAGAUCCCAGGUGGUAUCCUUGUUAAACACAAACUAGCCUGUCACUCAGAAAAAGAUUCCCAACAAGUAAUGAUAUGCUAAAAGUCUUGUUGAUGCUGGAUAACCAUUACAUGACUUAUAUGCAGAAAGCAAUGCCUGGACAGAAAUAAAAAUCUUAUCUACAAUAUUA
Messenger RNA from Xenopus tropicalis (tropical clawed frog), 1655 nucleotides. RefSeq names its product cell division cycle 37-like 1 (gene cdc37l1). The coding region runs from base 138 to 995 and encodes 285 amino acids. The transcript is spliced from 7 exons. NCBI's taxonomy places the organism in Eukaryota, Metazoa, Chordata, Amphibia, Anura, Pipidae. Gene Ontology annotation, cellular component: cytoplasm. The record is from RefSeq and is a predicted model, not a curated record.